GUACUUCUCAACAACCUUACAAACAAUUAAUUUGAGAAAAUAAUAAACCUCUUCUCCCUUUGACGUACGUUCUUCUAAUUUUCUUCAUUCAUCAAGUGUGUUCCAUACCACAAUAUCAAAUCAAAUCUAUUUUUUAGGAAGGAAACUGAUCGAAGAUGAUGGAAAUUAUGUCUCCUAUCUAUUUGCCUGAACUUGGAAUGGAGGAUCUCAACUUCUUGCACCAAUACCCUAUGGAUUCUCUUGCAUCGGAUGCAUUUGACAACUUUGGAUUUCACUUUGACAACAACUACGAAACAACACCAAAUUGUUUCCCAGUUGAAACUCAUCAACCUAAUGAUAACUACGUUGCUCAAACAAGACCAACUAAGAAGAUAAAGACAUCGUCAACCAAUCCUUCUUCCUAUUCAUCAACACCUCAACUCAUUUCAUUUGAACAAUUCAAUGCAACACCAAUUGUUUCUAAUAAGGAAUUUUACGGCCUUGAUUAUUCCGAUGUAAAGCCUAAAUUCGAGAAAGGGUGUAGUACAAACAAGAAUUUUGCGGCAAAUUAUGAUAACCGAGCAAAUCAGACCAGAAAUACAACUCAAGCUCAAGAACAUGUAAUGGCCGAAAGAAAGCGAAGGGAAAAGCUCACUCGAAGUUUCAUUGCUCUUUCGGCCAUCGUUCCUGGCCUCAAGAAGAUGGAUAAAGCAUCUGUAUUGGGAGAUGCAAUCAAAUAUAUGAAACAACUAAAAGCACGUUUACAAACUCUUGAGGAACAAGUUGAAGACAACAAAAAAGUCGGAUCCACAGUUCAAGUCAAGAGAUCUGUUAUCUUCAUUGAUAAUAAUGACCAUGAUGACAACAACAAGAGGACACUUCUUCCUGAAAUCGAAGUAAGAGUUUCAAGUAAAGAUGUACUCAUCAAGAUUCAAUGUGAUAAACAAAGUGGACGUGCUGCUACGGUGUUGGGCCAAUUAGAAAACCUUAAUCUCAUUGUUCAAAGUAGUAACUUUUUGCCCUUUGGAAACAACAUGCUUGAUGUAACUAUUGUUGCUCAGAUGAACAAGGAAAACUGUGUGACUGCAAAGGAUCUCCUAGGAAGCAUACGACAGGCUUUGAUCAAUUGAAAAAAUAUUUAACCUACAUCAAUAAGUUUACUCAACAAACGAUUUUUAUCACAAGUGCUUUCAAUUAUUUUUCCUUUUUAGUAUCCUUAAUAAGCUGAAUUCUGGAGUACAAUACAUACAAAGGAAGAUCAUGUUUUCAACAUUCACAUAGUAUUAUGAUUCAUUUGUUUUCAGUCAAGGGUUUGUUUGCUUUGGUCUGUUCUUCUAGGUCGGUGUGUGGAAUUUCAACAGAUGGUGCCAAAGUGUUUGUUUUUUCGUCUGUUGUGUUUUUUUUUUUUUUGCAUAGUUGACUUUGACUGGUUAAGGUUAACUAUGUUAAUUCCAUCACAUGUGUAAUUGUUAAUUUUUUUAAUCAUUAUUGGAAUGGUUAUUUUUUUUUUUGUUUUAGAAGCUUUGACUUAUUGUAACCUUUUUCUUGUUGUGAAAAGGUUUUGGUUUGAUAGAAACUGUGGCAACCACUUCAUUUUUAAUAGUAUUUGUUUUCUUUUGUCGUUUUGUGCUCACUUAAUUUUGUAUAAAAUUCUUAUUUUUAAUGAUGAUUGAUUAUGGUCUUUAUAUCCAGUUGCU
This is a messenger RNA of Trifolium pratense (red clover), 1676 nucleotides long. RefSeq names its product transcription factor bHLH25-like. NCBI's taxonomy places the organism in Eukaryota, Viridiplantae, Streptophyta, Magnoliopsida, Fabales, Fabaceae. The transcript is spliced from 5 exons. Gene Ontology annotation, molecular function: protein dimerization activity. Bases 156 to 1109 code for a protein of 317 amino acids. The record is from RefSeq and is a predicted model, not a curated record.